AUGGCUGAAGUCGCCGGCUGGGGUACGCCGUCUAGUCUACUCAAGGUCUUAGAAAAAGACUCGGAGAUCUUGCGCAGUCUACUCUCCGAGUUCUCUUAUAUGGCGCGAGAAGCUCAGUUUCGGCUACUUUGCUUCUGGGAAGAGAACGAUAGCGAUUUGGUCAACUAUCUCGUGAAAGGAAUCACAUGGCUGAAAAGCAAAGAGCGCAUUGUUGACCAAUCUUCGGCAACAAUCGAAUCAUUCGACAGCAUCUCUCUCAUGUCGGAUCAUUUCCAACUCAACAAGUUCCCUGGGCCAAAGGAUGGUAACUUCACUUCCGUCUCUGAUGAGAUCCGUGAGACAGCCAACAAGGCGGAUAGCAUCAUUAAGACGCGUCAGAACAUGCUUCGACAAUCUCAAGUCGAUGAUCGCACCUACCACAGCAUGAUGGAUGCGCUCGGCAAAGGAUUCGCCGACGUAGAAGCCGCCGUAAAGGGCACCUACACAGGAGCGAAGGGCACGAAGUCAUCAUCAGUGUUGGAAAUCGAAAACUUUCAGACCUGGAAGAACUCGAACGCAAGUCCCAUCCUUUGGAUCCAUGGAAAGGCUGGUACGGGCCAAGGUGCGAUCGCAUCUUCUGCUCUUGAACUUCUCCGAAAUGCACAAGCAAACAACUCUAUGAUCAUAUCGUUCUUUUGCGACCAGGGUGACACGAUGCGACGAUCGCUGAAAGGUCUUCUGCAAAUGGCUGUCCGCCAGAUGAUCGACAUGGACCAAGAUCUUGCCCGACACCUGCUUUCAGAUUCUCGGAGCAGCAAAGACGCUGGAAAGCAAAGCUUUGACACUGAAGAGAUACUCAAGGUGCCUGCUUUAUGGAUAGCACUACAUAAGAUGGCGCGGGAUCUGCCUAACACUAAGAUCUACAUCGUGGUGUAUGGUGUGGAGCAGCUUGCGGAAGAAUCGUUGGAACAAUUCUUGCGGUACAUGUCAGAGACGCUAGAGACCGAGGGUACGACAAACGAUGAAGAGGAGUGUCAACCCGUUAGAUGGCUGCUUCUCAAUCGCAGCGGGCGCCCGAACAUCGAGAAAUGCUUGAGACCGCGAUCGUUGGAGAUCAAUCUGAGCGACGCAGAGAACUCUGCGCAGAUUAGUGACGACCUCAAAGCGCACAUAUCAAACAGCGUCGACGAGCUGGAUCUUCCAAGGUCUUUGGCAUAUUUCGUGAAGCGCCACAUCUACUCGCGCGCGGAAGACAACUGGAUCUACGUUAGUCUAGUCGUACAAGAAGUCAAGAAUGCGUGGGUCCCCGGAUCUACACAGCACGCACAGAUCCGAAGACUGUUGGAGUCAUUUCCGUAUGGUCUGACCGACAUGUUUGAGCACGUGCGAAAGCGCGUCCUAAAUCCACAAGCGGAGGGCCAUGAAUACACGAAAGAGAUAUUGCGUUGCAGAAUCUCGGCGUAUGUAGCGCCCACCAUGCGCGAGCUUGCGAUCAUGGCCGAGCUACCUCAGCAACAUCGCAACGAUGUGGACAAGCUGAAAGCAUACAUAGUUCGCUGUGGUGCAUUCUUCACCUUGAGAGGUAACGACUGGGAUCUGGAUAACAGCACUGUCGAAUGGAUUGAUAUCUCCGCACAGGAACAUCUCCGACAGUAUGCAAAGAACGACUUAUCUCUGGAUCUCGACGAUGUUCAGCAUGGCAUCAUCGCGUUGCGUUCGUUGGAGUAUAUAUACGACGCCGUCAAACAUCAAGACAUUGCAGAACACGAGCUAGAGGACGAAAACGAAGAUCAAGAGGAAGAAAAAGAGGAAGAAGAGCCAGCGGAGGAUCUUGAGGUCGAAGCAGAGGAGGCGACCGAUACGACCGAAGCCGACAGCAAGUCAGUACACGAUAGCGCCAGCCAACAAAGCGAACAGGACGAAAAUGACCAACAGGACGAAGACGAUGAAGACGAAGAAGAAGACGAGGCUGAUUCAUCCUCGGUUGGAGAAGAAAAUCAAGACGAAGGUCUGCUAGACGUUGAUCUACGAUAUCCUGUUCGGUACUGGGUGGAACAUGCGAAGCGAGCACCACCGGAUGUGCUCGAAGAGAUUGACUUCGACCACUCGUUCUGGCAAGAAGCCUCUGACGCUCGUCAAAGAUGGUGGAAGACCAUAGAAGAAGUUCACAACAUGACAGAUCAAAAAGACGUAUCGCCACUCCAUGUCGCCGUAAUCCUCGAGUUCCCUGCUUUAGUCGACCACAUCCUGAGCCACAGGGAGACGGUGGAUGUCCACUUACAAGACUCACUGGGUUUCCAGCCUCUGUAUUACGCAUGCGAUGGUGGCUGUGGAGAGAUUGUCAAUGCGCUACUGGGAGCAGGUGCUGACAUUGACUUUUCGAGCAGCAGCGCCAACCCUACGGCGCUGCAUGCUGCGUCAAGGAACGGCCACUACGAUGUUGUCAGCACUUUACUCGACCGCGAGGCCGAUGUGAACGCCUCGUCGUCAGACCAUGGAACAGCGCUUUACGCGGCUGCGGGCAACCUCGAAAAUCGCGUCGUGAAGCUUCUGCUCGACCGCAACGCCGAUGUCAACGUCAUUGGUGGCCCUGGCCGAAGAGCGCUGAAUGUGGCCGCAUUCUCAGGCAAUACUGAAGCUGUUCGCCUAUUGAUCGAGAGAGGCGCUAGUAUUGACCCCAACGAAGAGUACUUCUACGGGUCUGCACUUGGUGCCGCCGCCCGUCGUGGACAUGCUGAUGUUGUCCGUCACCUCUUGUCACAGUCGUGGAAUCUGAGCCGACCGAUGAAGACCUAUGGAAGCUUCUUGAACGCAGCUGCUACCUACAACCAUCUGGAAGUCUUCGAGAUCUUGCUCGAGAAAGAGGAGCGCGUUCUCGUGCUCGAACAGGCAUUGCAAGCUGCUGCGCAACGGGGCUACGAUGCCAUUGUCAAGGCCGUUCUGGAAAAAGAAUCCAAAGUACCGUCGUGCAUCAUCAGGUACCAGAGAGCGUUUUCUUUGGCCGCCUUCUACGGUAGAACGGAAGUGCUCAAGUUACUUCAUCCAAAGGGAAUCGAUCAAACGCAGCUAGACGAGGCCCUGUAUCAGGCUACCGACAACGAGCAUCUGGAGACCGUGAAGCUGCUUCUCGACUUUGGCGCCAACCCAGAUACGGAAGGGCCUACGUAUGGCUUUGCGUUAGCCGCCAGUGCAUACGACGGUACAGCAGACAUCAUGAAGGCUCUUCUUGAUAAAGGCGCGAACGUCAACAAACGCGGUGGAGAUUACGGCACAUGCAUCCAGGCCGCUGCAUGGCAUGGUGAUGCCGACAACGUUCGACUGCUACUUGAGCGCGGAGCCGAGCUCAACACUGAACCAAUUGGUUAUUACGGCACCGAGCUGCAAGCUGCUGUUCAUACUGGCGAUGAAGACACCAUUCGCCUUCUUAUCGAAGAAGGAGCUGAUGUGAACGCAUUUGGAGGGCACUUCUCGUAUGCCAUUGUUGCUGCGGUAGAGCAAGGCGACAGCACUGCAACCAAGAUUCUGGGCGAAGGCGAUGAGGAAUGUUGCGAGGUAUUGCUCCAAGCUGGCGCGGAUGUCAACGCUGUUGGUGGGCCAUAUGGAACGCCGCUGCAAGCUGCUGCAUGGGCCGAGGAUAUGGAAAGUGUCCAAGUCCUACUGAAAGCCGGUGCCGACAUUAGCAUCACGGAGCCCAUAUCCGGCGAGUAUGGUUCGGCUCUACAGGCCGCUUGUGCUGCUGGCUCAUUCGAUAUCGUCAAAGAGCUGUUACAGCAUGGUGCGGCUGUCAACAUCCGGCCAGCGAAUGGAAAAUUUGGCGGUGCACUCUCUGCAGCCGCUGCCGGCGGGUUCGAUAAGCUUGUAAAGCUUCUCAUCAAACAUCACGCCGAUGUGAACGCUAGUGGUGGCCUACAUGGCUUCCCUAUCCUGGCUGCCGCUCAGUCUGGCGUCUUACCUGUCGUGCAGCGCUUACUCGACAACGGUGCCAAUGCUUCAGCGCUAGGAGGCAUACUUGGCUCCACUGUAGCUGCUGCAGCUUACGGGAACGACUUGGAAAUUAUGCGGUUGCUGAUAGAACAUGGGGCCGAUGUACAUGCAAAGGGGGGGAAGUAUGGCGAUGCCCUACAAACAGCAGCGAUGAAAGCCGAUAUGGCCAUCAUUGAGGAACUUCUCGACCGGGCCAUCGAACUCGUUAAUCAUCACGAUGGCAAAUAUCAUACCGCUCUCGUAGCCGCCUCAUACUUCAACCGCAUGGAGGUGGUUGUCAAGCUACUUGAUGCUGGAGCAGACUUUCGGGUUCAGGGCGGAAUGUACCGAAGUGCUAUCUCCGCGGCUGCCAUACGAGGUAACAAGACUAUUCUGGACAAGUUUCUCGCGAUGAAACCUCCGGAUCACCUCUUGGAUGAAGCGUUCGUUGAAGCUUGCGCUUAUCGUCAAUCAGCUUGUGUCGACGUUUUACUGAAGGCUGGCGCCAAUGUCUACGCACGACAUCCGAAUCGAGGGUCUGCAACCGAAGCACUUGAUAUAUCGGAAGAAGAGGAUGAAAAUUCCGAUCUGGAUGAUGACGAUGAUGAGGACGAGGAAGAAGAUUCCGAUGAUGAAGAGGAGGAAGAGACUGAUGAUGACGAAUGGGAAGGUGACGACAUCUCCGUGGCCGGACAGACCGAUGCAGGCAGUGUCACCGACGUGGAACUGGAAGAAGAGUUGCCGGAAGAGGCCAAGAUACGAAAACUGUUGAGAGAGGCACAGGAUCGCUGCAAACGCAACCCAACAGUGAAGCGGUUUAGGACCGUGAAGCAUCAGGAGAUUCCGCCAAGCCUCAGCGUUGGGAUAAACCGUCGUCGUCCAGUACCACCAUUACCCUCGCAAGCAGUGCGCGAAUCAACCACACACAGCGAUGAAAAGGAAGUUAUACCGCCGCAUAGUCAGCACUCUCAGGAAACCUGGAGUAUGCCUUUCCACCUCAGAUCAGGAAUGAUAGACGCUGCGCCGGUUCAACAUGCUCAACCAGCGCCAGAGGUUCCAUUCUCCUCGUACGCAAGCAAUCCGGCUUCUGGACCUGCUGCAGGCAAAGUCCAAUCUCCGCCAUUAUCGUCCGAACGAAUGCGAUCGUCCAUCGAUGACCGACAACGGCAAGACUCGGCCUCUUCCUUGCCAUCACAAAGACACAGCUCGAUUGGAUCGAUAGCUAGUGUUUCGCAGCUUGACAGCACGACGAUGAGAAAGGGUAGUGCAGACCACGGACUCAAGAGAAACAGCAAGGCUGUGAAUCGCAAGUCAGUCGCAAAUCUGGAAGCAGUCAAUCGGUACCACCAGCAGCGGCAGUCAAGCUACUCAAAGCCCACACCACCGCUAGACCGAUCGAUCUCAGAACGCGACUACGCUGCUCAAGUCACAGCAGUUCAAUCAGGCGCAACCGUGGAUGUAUCCAGGUCCAUCGCAGGCACCCCAGCAACAGUACUUGCCGUAUACAUCGCCGCCGCUCCCUCCAGCACAGCAAUCAUACAUGCCUUAUUCGCAUACAAGUGCAGCUUCUUCUCCGGCUUCGAGGCCGAGCAGUCAGUAUACGAAUACAGGUAG
Messenger RNA from Alternaria ventricosa, 5556 nucleotides. RefSeq lists its product as uncharacterized. The coding region runs from base 1 to 5556 and encodes 1851 amino acids. NCBI's taxonomy places the organism in Eukaryota, Fungi, Ascomycota, Dothideomycetes, Pleosporales, Pleosporaceae. Gene Ontology annotation, molecular function: protein binding. The record is from RefSeq and is a predicted model, not a curated record. The transcript has 3 exons.